Polyodon spathula (Mississippi paddlefish) is the source of this 6681-nucleotide messenger RNA. It is a transcript of the gene arhgap32b, whose product is annotated as Rho GTPase activating protein 32b. The coding region runs from base 533 to 6556 and encodes 2007 amino acids. The record is from RefSeq and is a predicted model, not a curated record. Lineage: Eukaryota; Metazoa; Chordata; Actinopteri; Acipenseriformes; Polyodontidae. Gene Ontology annotation, cellular component: cell cortex; actin cytoskeleton; fibrillar center. Gene Ontology annotation, biological process: small GTPase-mediated signal transduction. The transcript has 25 exons. Gene Ontology annotation, molecular function: GTPase activator activity; protein binding; phosphatidylinositol binding.
UAUAAAGAGGCGAAGCUCCGCAUGGAGACGCGGCGCGGAGAGAGCGGCUGAAAGCAGAUAACAACGCUAAUCUGCAGCCAUUGAUAAAAUGAUAAGAAAGUGGACGAAACGCGGCGACUCUGGGAUAUAGUUCAAACCGCUGCUGGAAAGAAGCAGCAGCAGGAGCCGAAGCUGAAGGGACAGCAGGGUGUCGGCGCUGGUGUGGACUGUGCUUAACCGGGACAGCUUGCAGUCCGGUCUGCAUUACUGCAGCAGCGCUUUUAACAAGGGCUUUUGUAAAUAGCACUUUAAAUAUCCGCCUCGGCUGGGGUUCGUUUGUUUUCGUUUGUUAAUUUUAUCCGGAUUGUUUUUUCCACCCCCCCCCCUUUCAUUAAUUUCAUUAUAAUGCGAUUUUCUGGAGGCGGCGGUUGUGGCUCUUUCAGUUGCAGAUCCUGUGAAGGAUGAGUGGAAGAAGAUAAAAAAAAAAAAAAAAUACAUUGACAGUGAUCAUUUCCUGACAGUAACACGGCUGCUUCUGCAGUGAGUCAACAACAUGGAGACAGGCAGUGGGGCUGCAGCGGCAGCACUGGGAUCGUUGGGAGCUACUGGGAGCCACGACAAUCGUGACAGAGGGCUGAGGGCUUGCUCCCAUCCAGAAGAAGAUGACAUCGUUCCAGAGCUGGUGAGAAGCAUCCACCCCCGAGAGAGGCCAGACUGGGAAGAGACUCUCAGUGCAAUGGCGAGGGGUGCUGAGAUCCGAGAACUCCUCGGGGACCCCCCACUGCGAUCCUGUGGCAGCACAGCCAGCAUGAAGGUGAAGAACAUCAAAAAGCUAACCUUUACCAAGGGACACUUCCCCAAGCUGGCAGAGUGUGCUCAUUUCCACUAUGAAAACGUUGACUUGGGAACUAUCCAGUUGACUCUGGCGGAUGAACAGAGUGAAGUAACAUGGAAUGGCUGUGACUCUCGAGAGCUGGUCUACCUGGUGCAGAUCUCUUGCCAGGGCCGGAGCUGGAUUGUGAAGCGCAGUUAUGAAGAUUUCCGAGUCCUCGACAAACACCUCCACCUGUGUAUCUACGACCGGCGCUUCUCUCAGCUCCCUGAGCUGCCUCGAUUCGACUGCCUGAGGGACCGAGCGGAGGCAGUGUCCCAAAUGCUGAAGGCUUACCUCUCCCGCCUGUCAGUGAUAGCUGACAACAAGAUUAACUGCGGCCCAGCGCUCACAUGGAUGGAGAUUGACAACAAGGGGAAUCACCUGCUGGUCCACGAGGAGUCCUGCAUCAACGUCCCCGCCAUCGCCGCUGCUCACGUCAUCAAGCGAUACAGCGCCCAGGCCGCGGACGAGCUCUCCUUUGAGGUGGGGGAUAUCGUAUCGGUUAUCGACAUGCCUCCCAAAGAGGACACCACGUGGUGGAGAGGGAAACACGGGUUCCAGGUGGGCUUCUUUCCCAGUGAGUGCGUGGAGCUGAUUAAUGACAAGGUUCCCCAGUCAGUCACCAGCUCCGUGCCCAAACCAGCCUCUCCCAGCUCUGGUUUGCGGCCAGCGUCGUGGAGCUUCUUCCCACCUUAUUUGGAGAUGGAGAGUGUAAAGCCAGGUAUUGCAUGGGCGCCCGACCCCCUAAACCACUACACACUGAGCUCAGUGUCGAAGAAGCACGGGAAGCUCAUCACAUUCCUGCGCACCUUCAUGAAGUCUCGCCCUACCAAGCAGAAGCUGAAGCAGCGCGGGAUUCUAAGGGAGCGGGUGUUCGGCUGUGACCUGGGCGAGCACCUCCUCAACUCUGCACAUGACAUCCCCCAGGUCCUCCACAGCUGCACAGAGUUCAUUGAGAAGCAUGGCGUGGUGGAUGGGAUCUACCGGCUCUCUGGGAUCGCCUCCAACAUCCAGAAACUGCGGCACGAGUUUGAUUCGGAGCAGAUUCCGGACCUGACAAAGGAUUUGUACCUUCAAGAUAUCCACUGUGUGGGCUCCCUGUGCAAGCUGUACUUCAGAGAGCUGCCCAACCCCCUGCUCACCUACCAGCUCUAUGAGAAAUUCUCAGAUGCAGUGUCGGCCGCCACCGAUGAGGAGCGAUUGGUUAAAAUCCAUGAUGUCAUCCAGCAGCUGCCUCCUCCCCAUUACAGGACCUUGGAGUUUCUGAUGAGACACCUGUCGCACCUGGCUGCUUACAGUUACAUCACGAACAUGCACAGCAAGAACCUGGCCAUUGUGUGGGCGCCCAACCUGCUCAGGUCGAAGCAGAUCGAGUCAGCUUGCUUCAGCGGCACAGCAGCCUUCAUGGAGGUGCGGAUCCAGUCCGUGGUGGUGGAGUUCAUUCUCAACCACGUGGACGUGCUCUUCAGCACCAAGCUGAGCUCACUGAUCCGGGAGGGAGCAGGACACUGCACCCUGGCCCGGCCCAAGUCUCUGCUGGUCUCCUCUCCCUCCACCAAGCUGCUGACCCUGGAGGAGGCUCAGGCCCGGACACAAGCCCAGAUCAACUCCCCUGUCACGGCCGACAGCAAGUACAUCGAGGUGGGGGAGGGCCCGUCCGCUCUGCAGGGCAAGUUCCACACCGUCAUCGACUUCCCUACCGAGAGGAAGAAGGUGAAGAAGUCCCCGGUGGGCAACUGGCGCUCCUUCUUCAACCUGGGCAAGUCCUCCUCUUCCUCCGUGGCCAAGCGCAAGCUGCAGCGCAACCGCAGCGAGCCCCACGAGAUGAAGACCCUGGCUCUCACAGGCAGCAGAGCUGAUACAGGCACACUGCGCUCUGCUAAAAGCGAGGAGUCGCUCACCUCUCUGCACAACGUGGAAGGCGAGUCGAAGCUGUACCGGCCCCGCAGGCCGCGCUCCAGCAGUGACGCGCUCUCGGCUUCCUUUAACGGGGACCUGCUGGACAGGCGGAACCACUGCGACUCCUACGACAACGUCCCGCAGGAGGACAGCGAGGGGGACGAGGGCCCCAUCCGGGUGCCUGCGCUCAUCUCCCCCCCACGCUGCGCCGAGGACAUGGACCUGAGCCCGCCGGACAUGGGUGUGGCCUCUCUGGACUUCGACCCCAUGUCCUUCCAGUGCAGCUCCCCCCGGCCCGAACCGGACCCCCCCUCGCCCCGGAUCAGAGACCCCGGCGGGGGUGGCAGUGACUCGGAAACCGCCUCUCCCCCCUGCCCUGACAAAUUCACUAGCCCCUUCCUGUCUCCCGAUUUCAGCCCGGUGCUGGAGGAGAAAGCUGUCGCCAAGCACACGUCUUUCGCAGUGAAGAUGGUUCACGCCUUGUCCCCUAAAAUCAGCCGCAAGUCCACAAAGCCCCCUCCCAUGACCAUCUCUGAACCUGUGGCCAUCUCUCUGCCCAGCCGGGUGUCGGAGAUGAUGAUGGGGGGCACCUCCUCCCCCUCCCCGCCCAGUCAGAGGAAGCCACACUCUAGCGGGGGCAGCCGCUCGCCCCCACCCCCACCCCAGGUGAUCUCCGUGCUGCCUCGGAGCGAGGGCAGCCAGCUGGAGGGCUACUCCGCCACGGAGAGCAGAGGGCAGGGAGCCACGGAGAGGACUGACUCCUUCAGCCAGCCGCAGCAAGGAGCCGUGCCUCUGGACUCCCCGCAGGGCCCGGCAGCCCCUGUCAGUUCAGUGUCCCUCCUCCCCCCCCCUCCCCCUCCAAAGAAUGCGGCCCGCAUGCUAGCCCUGGCCCUGGCUGAGUCCGCCCAGCAGACCUGCAUCCAGUCCCAGAGGAAGCCCCCAGAGCCCCAGGUGCCUGUCUCCUCCCCUCCGAGAGCACGAGAAGCACCUGAAACGCCCCCUGCCAGGCCCCAGCCUCCCCCUGCUGAUUACGGAGACAGAGUGGCACCUGUAACCCCGGUUUCAGCGCCAGCUACAGCGUUUACCAGCGCCAGCGUGACCACUGCUAGGCAGCCCACUUCAGUCAGCUACUGCUUCACCAUGAACAACGCCACAGUGGCUACUGCUGCUUCUACCGUCACCGCCACCACCAGCAGCAGCACCAGCAGCAGUACUGCAGCCAGCCCCAUCACACCAAGUCAGCACACCGCAAUCGCCAGCCCUCCAGCGCACAGGAGCCCGGAGAGGCAGCAGCCCGCCAUGGGCCAGGUUCCAGUUUCCACUGCGCUGAAUGAGACCCCAACAGCCGUGCAGCAGGUGUGGGCCAGUGGAGGAGUGCCUUCACAACGUCCGUUAAAGCCUGCUGAUCAGCCCGCCCCGCUGCCGCACCAGCACGCAAGCAGCUCUGCCCGGUCGUCCUCCGGAAUGGCUGCAGAGAAGCCCAGAGAGACCUCCAAGCCUCCUGCACUCCAACCGCGCGCAGAGUCUGUCCCCCUGUACCACUCCUACGGGCCCCCACCCCCGCCGGUCCGCUCCAUCGAGAGCAAGCUGGCAGCUGCCACCCUCUCGGGCACCGUCGAGGCAGCGAACGCCUCCAACUUCCAUGCCAUCCUGGCUGGAGCCUCGGUGCCAGCCUCAGUGGAGGAAGCUCUGCCUCCACCCCCACCUCCCAAAUCAGCUGCCCUCCAGCAAGCAUACCUGUACCAUUCCAAAUCAGAGAGAGUGCAGGAGCCCAGCGUGGAGACCUAUUACCAUCACAGGGCUGGGUCGCUGGGGCAGCCCUCCGUGCCCUUCCACUACCAACCUGAAAGUGUGCCGCCCCACCUCUCCUACCCUUCCAAACCAGAGCCCCAGCCUGUGUACAGCGCCCGCAGCGACACCCGUUACAGCACUCUCGGACCGAGGGCCAUGCACUCCAAACCCCGGGGGGUGCUCAGGGCUGAGUACUGUCCUGCAGGGCCCACAGUGCUGCGCAGCCAGGGGUGCUCGCCAGUAGACGCGUCGGCGGUGUACCCCACAAUCCGGAGGGUCCGUUCUCUGCACGCGACUCCCACGGUCCGCUCUGUGCCAGUCUCCCGCACCGAGGUCCCUCCAGAUGAUGAGCUGUACUAUUGCCAGCGGCCGGUCUACCAGUACAAGCCCUACCAGCAGCCCUUGCAGUCGGAAUACCACGUCACCCAGCUGCAGCCCUACUUUGAGAACGGCCGUGUUCAGUAUCGCUACAGCCCAUCCUCGGGAGCCAGCCCCCUGGACGCACCCUAUUACGACGUAGACCCUUACGGCACCAUCCGGCUCCGCCACGUCCACUCCUUCACCAGCCGUGACCUGACUCCGCAGCUCAGCAAGGCGACCGGCAAGUCUGGCGGCUACCACUGCCUUUCGAGGGCAUUGGUGCCCCCGGGCAAGGAGCACAGCUUCGUGAGUCGGGACAUGCCCCCUUCGCAGGACGUCAAGGCACUUUACCUGGCCUGGGACCCGGAGGAGACCGACAAGUACCGGAUGCAGUCCAUCCGACGUGAGAGCAGAACCCGGCAGAAGAACAAAGCCCCUGUGAUGUCGCAGUAUGACAACGUGGGUCCUCUACUUCCAGGGGAACGUGGCGGGGUGGAGAUCCUGCACCUGCGUAGCAAGUCCGACCCUGGGAAGGCUGUGCUAAUGGCUGCAGAGGGGAAGGACGGACGCUGUGGGGCAGCAGCCCAGCCUCCGAGGCACCUUAUUUCAGAAAGCGACGUCCUCUCCUAUAUGGAGCCCGAUAGGCACUGCCAAGGGAAUGGGCUGAACGACAAACCAGCUUUGCCUCAGAAGCAAGUUGGAUCCAGGAACCCCCAGCCAAUGCAGCCCCAUAAUCAACCACAACCUCGAGCUGUCCCUCCGCAGCAACAGGAAUCGAGCCAGGAUCACAGAAAUGAGCCUGGAGAAUAUGAGCACAGCAGCAGGCACUGGCUGGAACACCAGUCCAGCUACGAGAGGCAAGACCCAGAGAGGCUUAGCAUCCGGAUCAGAACCACUAGCAGCUACCCUGAAGAGGAUCCACAGCUGGUCUCUGGAAAAUCCAGCGCCCCACCCAAACCAGAACGAUCCCACAGCAUCCGGGGAACCCUUCCACACUACCAGCACCACCCCACUAAUCCCCCUCGGCACCCCCAGGAGAACCUGGAGAGGGACUACACCCUUCCACACUACCAGCACCACCCCGAUAAUCCCGCUCCGCACCCCCAGGAGAACCUGGAGAGGGACUACACUCUCCCAUACUACCAGCACCACCCCGCUAAUCCCGCUUUGCACCCCCAGGAGAACCUGGAGAGGGACUACACCCUCCCACACUACCAGCACCACCCCGCUAAUCCCGCUCCGCACCCCCAGGAGAACCUGGAGAGGGACUACACCACCCCACACUACCAGCACCACCCCACUAAUCCCGCUCCGCACCCCCAGGAGAACCUGGAAAGGGCCCAUAGCUCUCAGUACUCUUACCAGCCCCAUGGCACAAGACACAGUGCCAUGACUGUCCUGUCGCAGUAUGAUAACUUGGAUGACUACCACCCUAUACCUCAGCCUCAAACUCAGCCCCAGGCUUCCCAGCCCAGCAGGGGGGGCGUUGGCACCCUUACAAGGGGUGGUAUCAGUGGGGGUGGCUCUUUCAUAGCUCCAGGCUUCCCCCAUGCCCUCAACAACAAGGCAUAUUCUACUGCGCUGGGGCAGGGCUCCUUCCUUCAGGCAGAGAUGUCCUUGCAGAGGCCAGAAGCAAAAAUCCAUGCAGAAUGAGAGGCUUUUAGCAGAAGUAAUAAUAAUAAUAAUAAUAAUAAUAAUAAUAAUAAUAAUAAUAGUAGAAAUUGGCAGCCUCUGCAGGACAGUGGACUGUCGUCUCGUGUUUUUUUUUUGUAUUUUUU